GUUAGAUUUUAUAACCUAUCACAGCUGGCAAUAGCAUAUGGUCGAAGGAAAAAAGGAAUCACUAACAUGUAGAGAGGAUAUUCGUGCAUUUUCAAGUCAUUAAUAUUAAACAGUGAAGAUAACCGAAUGCACUGAUAUGUAUUCAUAAAUGAUAUUGAGACAGGAACAUCAAUGAACAAGAACACAGCUGGGGAUCUUUCUCAGUAUCUCAGAUAAUUUGGGAUUUUCCUCACAGCGUCUAAUGAAACACCAGUAUUUAAAAAUUAGGUGACUCAUGUGUGCAAAUGUUUAACCAAUCAGUGUCAUCUUUUCAUUCAGGAGGAGCAUGACGUAAUCUGCAGGCCUUCCAUACGUCACAUUAUUCAAACAAUGGAAGUUAUGAUUCAACAGCAGCAUUUUUGUCUCUAUGUGUCUCUGAUUUGAUUUUUACAAAUUUACAGUAAUAUGGAGUUGAUCCGAAUUUGGCACAAAGUUUUAGCUCUCUUUUUAACAUUAUUUGCAGUGCCAUACAGAUAAGCACUGUCUGCAGAGAGCCGCAUAAGAGUGUUAUAAAACAGCCAACUAACAAAUUAGAAAUGGAGAAGAAAAGCUGAAGCUUAUUUAAUGAUUUUGCCAGAUGUUCCUCUAAUUUUGUCCACCAGCUUGUCCAUCAUCAUCUCCGGCCUGCAGAUCUCAGACGUUCUCCAGCGAUGAGUGGUUGUGCCUGUCCACCUGCUCCUCCCUCAUCACUUUAUUCUUCUGUGAUAUAACUCUGCAGCCCACUCUGUGUUUUGUUUAUGACACACUUUUAAGAUGACAAGUGUACCCUGACCACUCAGAUUUUCCUAUUAUAUUAUAUAUUGACUGUGUUUGUAUCUCUUGUUGACAGGACUACAUGGCCUUUGAGCACAUAUACAGCCUCUCAUUCAACGGUUUUAAUCUCUAUUCACUUCCCAUCUCCACACCUGCUGUUCUAAUCGAAGCAGAUUGACAGAUCAGAUAGCACACAGGCGGACUGCUGUAUAUAAGAGCAGCACGCUUUAGUCCAGGAGACUGGCUCGGAAUAAUUCACCAAAUACAGCUCGGUUAAUUUUCCCUUUGCAGAUCAUUUAAUACUAGCAGCUUCAAUGUGUAAGGGGCUCUCCUACCUGCCUUCCUCAUGUCUGGAGAAGGCAAAAGAGAUGCGGGUGAAGCUAAGCCACCUGGCUGAGACCCACCACAAGAACAAGACUCAGGAUGGAAGAAUUCUGCAAGACUUGGAAACUCUGCUGAACAGCAAAAGUGGUUUGCAGGCCUUUCGGGCGUUCCUGCGCUCCGAGUUCAGUGAGGAGAACCUUCAGUUCUGGCUGGCUUGCAAGGACUACAGGGUUUCCCCUUCAAACCUGCAGAAGACCAAGGCCUGCAGCAUCUACAGCCAGUUUAUCAACCCUGAUGCCCCACUUGAGGUAAACCUGGAUGCUGAGACCCGGGAGGCUCUGCUGAAUGUGAUGGACUCUCCAUGUCCCAACACAUUCAACAAAGCACAGCAGAGGAUCUACAGUCUGAUGGCCAAGGACUCCUUCCCUCGUUUCCUGCGCUCACAUCACUGCAUGGAGGCUGUUAAGGCUUUUUAAACAUGCUCAGAUUAGUACUAGAGACCUGCUUUAGAAAUAAGUGCUGGUGAAUCUGUACUGCUUCAAUUGUUGAUUGUAUUUUAGCAAUUAAUCUAACAUAUGUGAUCAUGUUAACCAUAAGGUAGUGCUGUCCUUAUAUGCACAGUAUACUAUCAGUAAGCUUUAAGUCUAACGUUGUAACCUCAUAAUUAUCAAACUUAAAUGUAGAUG
This is a messenger RNA of Pelmatolapia mariae (spotted tilapia), 1802 nucleotides long. Its product is annotated as regulator of G-protein signaling 5. The record is from RefSeq and is a predicted model, not a curated record. Lineage: Eukaryota; Metazoa; Chordata; Actinopteri; Cichliformes; Cichlidae. The transcript has 5 exons. Bases 1107 to 1592 code for a protein of 161 amino acids.